CAAACAUUGUUGUCAUAUGCUGCCUCAUGUCCUCCAAUAACUUUCGCUUUCGUUCUCUGAAGUGGAAAACCAGUCGGUCGGGUUGAGUCGUGCAGUACAGAGGUCGACAGCUCACACUUCACAGCUCUCUUCUCGGCAAAGUUUGGUUUCAGUUGCUGUUUGGAGAUUCUCUCGCAGUCAUGUCACAUGGACAGGAGCAGACAGUGGACGAGCCAAUGGAAAUUGUCGAAAAUGGGAUUCAGCAAGGUUCCUCUCCAUCAAGCACUGAUGAUGAUCCAAUGUCGGACUGGACUCACAUUCAAAAUGAUCCGGACUUAUAUACAAGCACUGGAAAUCAAGGCUCACCUUCAUUUGAAAUGAAGCGUCUAAACUUCACAUCACACAGAUCAGGCUCACAGCAAAAUGAGGACUUGCAUACAGCAGGUGCUGGAGGUCAUGACUUUAGACCAGCUCAAAACUUUCCAUUGGCUGGAGCACACAGUUCAGGCUCACAGCAAAAUGAGGACUUGCAUACAGCAGGUGCUGGAGGUCAUGACUUUAGACCAGCUCAAAACUUUCCAUUGGCUGGAGCACACAGUUCAGGCUCACAGCAAAAUGAGGCCCUACUUGUUCAGCUGAUGCAAAACAAUCAGCUUUUUAAUGAUCAGGGAAUCAGUGGCCAUGUAAUCACUGAACAACCCAUUGGCUCCAGUGGACAACACCUUUCCACGGUGGGACAUGAUCACCCGCAGACCCCACCUUCAUCAAGCAGUGACGGUCUGUUUCAGGACUUACGUACGGCAGGCGCUGGAGAUCAAGGUUCUAGAAAAACUGUGGCUGACAUUAAACAUCAAAACUUCAAAACACACAGAUCAGACUCACAACAAAACGAGAACCUGCUUACAUCAAGCGCUGAUGGUCAGUUUUCUAAUGGUCAGGUCUUUACAGCAGGCGCUGGAGUUCAAGACCCUAGUACAACUCAAAGCUUCACAUCGGCUGGAGCACACAGUUCAGGCUCAUGGCGAAAUGAGGACUUGCGUACUGCAGGAGCUGAAGGUCAAGACUCUAGAACAACUCCUCAUGGCAGGAAGAAUCAAAGCAACACAAUGGAUCAAACACACAAAUCUGACAAAUCAGAAGAGGACAAUUGUAAAGGUGGUGAUAAAUCACAACCUUCAGCACCACUGGAUACUGCUAAAUUUAUAAUCAAAGUGGACAUGACAGCACCUUUUCCUGACAAAUGGAGUAAGACAUUAGAGAAAGCCCUUCAGAGCUGGUUGCUCAAAAAUGAAGGAACAGCAUCUGUCCUCAGCCUUGAACUCAUGGAUGAUCAGUCCUGUGCAGAGGUGGAGAUAACACCAUCAAGAGCUCUAGAAGCUUUAAAAAAGCCUAAUGGUAUACCUUUGAACAUUAAACAUAAUAAUAAGGAAGUGACUGCAUGGAUUUGCUUGGAUAAAACACCUUCUAAGACUGGACAACAAAACCCCUCCAUGCCGGACAGGAACCAAAUUUUGUCACCAAAGGUGACCAGCCCUGUGCCUGUGAUGUCUGCAGCAUUAAAAGACUCAAACAAUGUUAACGACGUUGUUCCAGCUAACAGUGGACUCAAUGUCCCUCUCUAUCAGUUCUGGUACAUGCAUCACGCUUACAGAAAGGAGUUGGAGCAAAUUGAGAAACGGCAUGGAGUCUCUAUUUUUGCAGAAGUGUCCGUCUCAAUCAAUCCCACCAAGAGUCCAAGCCCUGAUUCUGUGUCUAAAGCCACUGAUGAAGUUCAGACACUUGUUCAGAGAUCUGUGGAUAGUUUUAGUGAUGCUGCCAUUAAUCAUAAUCACUUGGAUUCAGAUAUUGUGAAGGAGGCCCUUCGUCACAUCCAGUCAGAGGAGGAAAAGAUGAUGUUCACCAUGUCUGCCAGUAACUGCCUGUUCUUUGGACCGAAGAAAUUUACAGAUGUAAUUAAGAAAGAGGUAGAAAGAGGUAGCCAAUUCAAUUACAAGUCAAGUCAAAUGGAUGUAGACAACAACUUUUCUCCACAAAUCAGGUCUUCAUUGGACAUGGACAUAAAGGAGCUUCCAACUCAACUUGAGAUGGACAAGAUUUAUUGGGAUCUGAUGAAACUUUCCUAUGAGAAUCAAUUAUCACAGCUUGAAACAAAGUAUGGAGUGACAUUUAAUGAAGAAAAACAGCAGAAAAAUGUAACCAUUAAAGUUCAAGCUCGAUCCAAUGGAGUUCAACGUAUUAAUCUUGAAAGUCAUGCCAUCAGAGCAUUAACACAACUCUACCAGAAACUCGCAUCAGCCGCUGUCACCUGUGAACUCAAAAACCUUAAAGACAAAACUCUUGUGGCAUCAACAGUAGAGAAGCUUCAGCAGCAGCAUCAAUGUGUUGUUGCAGCAGAUGUAUUGAGUCCCUGGAGACUCGUUGGACUGCCAGAGCACCUCGGUCCUGCCAUUGCUGAAAUUGAGAAGAUUCUCAAGAUGAGUGUGUUUGAUGACAAGAUGAAGAAAUCGAUUGGUUACUCAGGGGACAUUCCUCACGCUAGAGGAAUCAAAUGGAAUCAGACGCCUAAUUAUGGAUCAGGAGCAGUAGGAGGAUCAGUACGGGAUGAGGGAGAGAAUUUUAGAAGACAAAGUGAAGAAACUGGAUUCAAUGAAGAUUCAAAACACAGUUCUGGACAUGAGAGUAAAGAUGCUCAUGCUGAAGAGGAGAAAUGUGCUAUUUGUAUGGACAUCUUCACCGACAAGAAAAAACUGAAAUGCGGGCAUGAAUUCUGUCGGGAUUGUAUAAGCGCAUCGGAGAAGAGUCUGGGAUCCAUCUGUCCUGUGUGUAAGGAAGUGUAUGGGACACUGGAGGGAAACCAACCGGAUGGAACAAUGAAGGUAACAAAGAGCAGAUCGAAUCUCCCUGGAUAUCCACAUUGUGGCUCUAUUGAAAUCAACUACUACAUACAUGAUGGUUUUCAAACGGAGAAGCAUCCAAACCCAGGGAAACGUUUUCUUGGGACACAUCGUCAAGCGUACUUGCCUGACAAUUAUGAAGGAAAUGAAGUGCUCUCACUGCUGCACAGGGCUUUUCAACAGAAACUGAUCUUUACUGUCGGGAAAUCUACAACUACCGGCAUGGAUAAUGUGGUCACCUGGAAUGAUAUUCAUCAUAAGACCAGUAGAUCUGGUGGACCUCAAAGUUACGGCUAUCCAGACCCUGACUACCUGAAGAGAGUGAAAGAUGAGUUAAAGGCCAAAGGCAUUGAAUAAGCAUUUGAUUUGUAUGUUCCUGAAUGCAUAUCUAAGCCUGAUAUUUACAAAUAAAUCAUUUUAUGAUCAUUCAAUUUUAUUAUACACAUAUUUUAUAAAUAAUGCUUACAUUCACAAGUAUUCAGACCCUUGAGAAGUUUACUAAAACAAUCUAUAUAUUGAACUUUUUGUGUGAAACUCUAUUCUUCAACCAAUAGGUGAAUAUCCCACCCAACCAUAUACUACCCAGCAGCCCAGUCAAGGUCCUGAUCAGAGUCCUGUUGACAAUCUGUGCUGCUGUUUUAAAAGUGUAGUCGAUUACAACCAACCUGAAAGUCCUGGAACAAAUCUGUUGAGAUAUAUAAAUUACUCCCAGUCAUUUUGCAAUGCUGACAGAUACUUGCCCAAACAUCUUAAAGUUGUUAUUACAGCAAAGAAAGGGCUAGAAAUAAUAUUAAUAUAAAGGGUUUAAAUACUUAUGCAAGUAGAAUAUUUCUGUUUUUCAUUUUCUUUUGAAUAUCUACUCAGAAACACCUAAUAUUAGCUUUACUUGGAGCAGAUGAAUAUGCAAUAAAAAUUAUUGGUAAAAUGUGUAUGUCAGUGUAUAAUAAAAUAACAUUUUCAGUGGGUCUAAGUGCUUUUCCCAUGCACUUUAUACAUGUAUGUAUGCUUUUAAUUAUUUUAAGGUGAUGGGCUUUCAUGAUGUUUAAUUGUAAUAAAUGUUUUAGCCUCGAGUUUUCUUAUGAUUUUCAUGCUGAACAGUCAAGUGAGCGUAUAAAGUACAAUUGAAGGCACUUGUGUUUUUGUCAUGAUCAUGUGUAGUGCUUUUUUAAACAUGGGACUAUUGAAAAACUUAUAUUAAUGUGAUUACAAUUAGUAAAUUAUAAAUAAAUUAUAAAUAGUACAAAUCAGUGAAGAUAUGAUUAAUGGGAAUACGAUGGUUCAGCUUGAUGUUUCACCUUGUCUUUUGUAAGCUGCCUCUGAAAUGUCAUAUUGCUUUUCCUUUUAAAAUGUUUGCUUUUUCCCAGUAAAUCUCUCAAUAUUUUAGCUCUUGAUUUCAGAAAGAAAAAGACAAUCUCAGAUCACAUUCUAAUGAUGCAUCUUGAUUUUUGUUCAGUCGUGAUGAAAAUGUCAACUUUUAUAGAACAAAUUAUUUCUAGUUCUAAGUUUUGGAAUUUUUUUUUAAGACAUAUUGUAAACAUAUUGUCACAAAUAAAAAAAAAAAUCAUAAUUUUCA
Molecule: messenger RNA, 4446 nt
Organism: Megalobrama amblycephala (Wuchang bream)
Lineage: Eukaryota; Metazoa; Chordata; Actinopteri; Cypriniformes; Xenocyprididae
Product: E3 ubiquitin-protein ligase DTX3L-like
Exons: 18
Coding region: 180-3230 (1016 amino acids)
Biological process (GO): protein ubiquitination; Notch signaling pathway
Molecular function (GO): metal ion binding
Source: RefSeq, a predicted model, not a curated record